AUGAAAUCAGCGAGAACGGACACGAUCACGUCGCAACAGACUCCAAUCGAGUUGUACAGCAAUGACUCGUGUUCGUGGAUGAUCUCAGACUCGCCCCACGAUGCAUCUCCGUUCCCGAUGGUUUGCGACGACCAAAAACUGCGAUUUGUAUUCGAUGACUUCGUCGAAGGUGGUGCCCUGCGGAGUGGAAGUGCACCUAAACUCUUCUCACGACACUACUUUGGGCUCGUAGCACAAUAUGCAGCCAUCGGAUUUAUUGAUGGUGUACUACCCAAUGUCAUGUAUCCUUUCCUGCAAAAUUAUCUUAACUUGCCUGGUGCGCAGACUACCACAGCAUUCUUGCUUGUACAGAUGCCAUGGAGUUUUAAAGUAUUUUACGGGGUCGUUUCCGACUGCUUUCCAAUAUGGGGCUACCGUCGACGACCAUACAUCCUAAGUGGAUGGAUUUUUGCACUCAGUAUGCUUCUUAUAAUGUCAUUUACACCCAAAUGCAAGCCAUAUUUUACGAAUCCAGACUAUCGAGACGUCAAGCCCGAAGACUAUACGCCCGAAAUUAUCGCAACGAUCAACUAUGAAGCAACGGACACUGGAACCGCACACAUAAUCCCAAUGAUGGGAUGUGCUUUCGGGUAUUUGCUCUCGGAUGUGUCUGCUGAUGGAAUGGUGGUGGAGUUGGCUCAGCGUGAACCUUAUGAUGAGAGAGGCAACAGUCAGACGGUGAUCUACACAACGCGAACAAUAUUUAACAUGCUGGCGUACAUUCUUGUGGCCUUCUGCUUUAAUGGUGAAGAAUACGGCGGCGACUUUAGCUUUUCAUUGUCGUUUCCGAUGCUGAUGUUCAUCGUAACGAUCAUAAUUAUGCCCAUCGUGCCCAUCACGUGGUUUUUCUUACAUGAGGAAAAGAAUGCCAUUGCUCUGGAUUUUAGUCAUUACAUGUACACAUUUUGGGACGUUAUUCAAACGCGUGCUGUGUAUCAGUACCUUGCAUAUCAGUUUUUUUCGGGUACGCUUUCGUCAUUUACAUUUAUGUCGAAAAGUCCUGUAAUGCGAAAUUGGGUGGAAGUUUUGCCGAUUCAGGAAAAAGUGGGUGGACUUUUGUCCACUGGCAUGUACGCCACAUCCAUUUACUUUGCUGGUAACUAUGGACGCAGUUGGGAUUGGCGACGUACAGCCGUAGUGACCUCAUUUGGCUACGUCGUUUUGGAUGUGUUUGUCAAGUUGUUGACAAUCUGGGAUAACGUUCGAUCACCCUAUCUUUGGCUUGGAAUUACCGUUCUUGAACAGAUUCCGCUCGGUGUGAAGUUUAUCGUGGGCUCUUUUAUUAUUGUCGAGCUUGCUACUGAAGGACAUGAAGGUGCACUGUACGGCUUAUUCACGACGGUCCACAAUCUCACGACCCCUUUCUCAGCCACCAUAGCUCGAAAUGUCGAUAGUAUGUUCAAUUUGACUACAGAACGAAUUCAAAAUGACACUUACGGUGUACGAAGAGACAUGACCAUUUCCGUGGUCAUUAUGUGGACGGCUAAUUUGUGCUCGCUCUUCUUUUUAGUAAUGCUUCCACAACAGAAAGAGCAAACGCGCGCUAUGAAGCAAAUGGGUGGAUCUAGUUACGUUAUGGGUGCUAUCACAGUCUCGUACCUCAUCUUUGCACUACUAUGGACAACAACAACAAGUAUUCUUAGCAUCUUCCCAAGCACAUCGUGUCUUGCCAUUACAGGAGGUUUUGGAUGUCAUAGCAGUCAUGUAAAACCAUAA
Plasmopara halstedii is the source of this 1755-nucleotide messenger RNA. RefSeq lists its product as hypothetical. The coding region runs from base 1 to 1755 and encodes 584 amino acids. The transcript has a single exon. The record is from RefSeq and is a predicted model, not a curated record. NCBI's taxonomy places the organism in Eukaryota, Oomycota, Peronosporomycetes, Peronosporales, Peronosporaceae.